AUGGGACAUGAGGAGCAUGGAGGGACUUGGCACAUGGAAGCAGCUCAACUGGAUACGCAAAGGAAGAAGGGAGAAGCCAUCUUGAAGACCAGCUCGACCGUCUACUCGACCAACCGGUCGAGUUCCUCAACUCGACCGGCCAAGCUUCAACUCGAUCGAGCUGAGAAAGGGGAAUGGAAACCCUUUGGGAAUGGACUCGGUCGAGCUAGGCAAACUCGACCGAUUGGUCAAGGAGAUGCUCCAAACCGCCACCAACAGAGACAAGGGAUUGUUCCACCACCAGUGCAGAACCACAACUUUGAGAUCAAGCUGGGAAUGAUCAACCUUGUCCAGAACAAGAUGUUCCAUGGAUUGCCAAGUGAAGACCCCAUUGACCACCUUGAUGAGUUUGAUAGGCUUUGUGAUUUGACAAAGAUCAAUGGUGUCUCUGAAGAUGCCAUCAAGCUGAGACUCUUUCCUAUGUCUCUAGCUGACAAAGCUCACCAAUGGGAGAAGAGCUUGCCCCAUGGCACAAUCACCACUUGGGAUGAAUGCAAGAAGGCCUUUCUUGCUAAGUUUUUCUCCACCGGUCGCACAGCCAAGCUUAGAGGAGAGAUAUCCAGCUUCAUCCAGCGAAACAAUGAGACAUUCGCAGAGGCUUGGGAGAGGUUCAAAGGCUACACAAGUCAGUGCCCACACCAUGGAUUCAACAAUGAAUCACUACUCUCCACUCUUUAUAGAGGAUGCUUGCCUAGGUAUAGGGAGAUGCUAGACACAGCUAGCAAUGGGAACUUCCUCAACCAGGAUGUAGAUGAUGGCUGGCAACUUGUGGAGAACAUGGCCAUAUCAACAGAAUGCUAUGGAGAGCACUAUGAAAGUACAGACUGGAGCUCGACCGCGCACUCGAUCGAGCUGGACGCUCAGAUGAGAAAAGACAUGCUUGCACUCAACUCGAAGUUGGACAAACUGAUCCUAGCCCAAUUCCCUGCCAAGCAUGUCAACUAUGUCUCAGAACAAACCUUAGUCAAGGACCAGGAAGGGGAGGAGACAACACAAGAGGUUUGCUACAUUCAAAAUAGACAAGGAAGCUAUAGGAAUCCUCAACAAGGGAGAUACAACAAUUAUCAAGCCCCCUGGCCGCACCAACAACAAAGUGUUCCACAAGGUUCAACCAAGGACUACUCAUACCCAACCAACUCAAGAUUGGGAUAUGAAGGAAAUGCUCCAACAACUUUUACAAGGGCAAGCCAAAGGUUCUCUGGAAAUGAACAACAAGCUGAACUCGAUCGAGCUGGAGAAACUGAGACACUGCAAGACAAACCAGAGCUCGAUCGAGCUCAGAAGAGAACAGACAAAGCAAACUCCAGCCAACCAGCUAAACCUGUUGCAAAGAAGAAAGACACUCCAGCAGGACCACCACCAUACAAGCCCCCUCUGCCCUUUCCAGGAAGGUUCAAGAAACAACUGUUGGAAGCACACAAGGCCAAGUUUGAUGAACUAAUGAGACAGCUUGAGUUGAAGUUGCCCUUCAUCGACGCCUUGAUGCUCAUUCCACCUUAUCAGAAAUUUCUGAAGGAUGCUGUUCAGCAAAGAACCAGGGAAGCACAAGGGAUGGUAGUGUUGACUCGCGAGUGCAGUGCAAUCAUUCAGCGGAAGGUCAUCUCCGACAAAAAGGAAGAUCCGGGGAGUUUCACUUUGCCCUGCAUGUUGGGACCCCUAUCUUUCAAAAACAGCCUCUGCGAUCUAGGAUCAUCUGUCAGCCUCAUGCCUUUGUCUGUAGCAAAGAGACUGGGAUAUCACAAGUACCAAGCCUGCGGAAUCUCACUAGUCUUGGCAGAUAGAUCGAUAAGGUUACCAACUGGGAUGCUUGAAGACCUGCCUUUGAGGAUAGGGAAUGUGGAAAUCCCCACAGACUUCAUUGUGCUUGAGAUGGAUGAGGAACCAACAGAUCCAUUGAUUCUAGGAAGGCCAUUCCUAGCUACAGCAAGAGCAAUGAUAGAUGUCUGUGAAGGAACAAUUGAGCUUAAACUUGGGAAAGGACCUGAAGAUGAAGCCAGUUUGCGAAGUCAUGGCAGUGAGCUCGAUCAAGAACUCGAUCGAGUCGAGCCUCGAACAAACGAACUCGAUCGAGCUGGGGCUGAAUGCAAGGAGCAAGCUCAAGGAGAUUGGUCUGAGCUCAAGGCGCCUAAAGUCGACCUCAAACCUUUGCCUGAGGGCCUCAGGUAUGCAUUUCUGGGUGAAAACUCAACUUACCCUGUCAUUGUGAACUCUGAUUUGGAACCUGAACAGUUGAGUGCUUUGCUUGUUGAAUUGAGGAAGUACAGAAAGGCAAUAGGUUACACUCUAGAUGAUAUCAAGGGGAUCUCCCCUGACCUAUGCAUCCAUAGGAUUCAUCUAGAGGAUGAAAGUAAGUCAAGCAUUGAACCUCAGAGAAGGUUGAACCCCAAUCUAAAGGAAGUAGUGAAGAAAGAGAUACUCAAGUUGCUUGAUGCUGGGAUAAUCUAUCCCAUCAGUGAUAGCACUUGGAUAUCUCCAGUUCAUUGCGUCCCAAAGAAAGGGGGGAUCACUGUCAUUAAAAACGACAAAGAGGAGCUGAUUCCCACUAGAACAAUAGUGGGGCAUCGCAUGUGUAUUGACUAUAGGAAGCUAAAUUCAGCAUCUAGAAAGGAUCAUUUCCCUCUCCCUUUCAUUGAUCAGAUGUUAGAAAGAUUGGCAAACCACCCUUUUUAUUGUUUUCUUGAUGGCUACAGUGGUUUCUUCCAAAUCCCGAUCCACCCUAAUGAUCAGGAGAAGACCACUUUCACAUGCCCUUAUGGCACCUUUGCUUAUCGAAGGAUGCCAUUUGGGCUGUGCAAUGCUCCAGCUACUUUCCAGAGGUGCAUGACCUCCAUUUUUUCAGAUCUGAUAGAGGAGAUGGUAGAAGUCUUCAUGGACGAUUUCUCAGUCUAUGGAGCAUCCUUCUCCUCAUGUUUGUCUAACUUGUGCAGGGUGUUGCAGAGGUGUGAGGAGACCAAUCUAGUACUCAACUGGGAGAAGUGCCACUUCAUGGUUCGAGAAGGGAUUGUGCUUGGACACAAGAUUUCCGAGAAAGGGAUCGAGCUCGAUCGAGCUAAGGUGGAUGAAGGAUAUAAGGAGUUUUCUGGGUCAUGCAGGGUUCUACAGAAGAUUCAUCAAGGAUUUCUCAAAGAUAGCAAGACCCUUGACAAGGCUUCUGUGCAAGGAGACAGAUUUUGA
This is a messenger RNA of Microthlaspi erraticum, 3213 nucleotides long. NCBI's taxonomy places the organism in Eukaryota, Viridiplantae, Streptophyta, Magnoliopsida, Brassicales, Brassicaceae. The record is from the annotation of a GenBank genome assembly.